Messenger RNA from Procambarus clarkii (red swamp crayfish), 2220 nucleotides. RefSeq lists its product as uncharacterized. The record is from RefSeq and is a predicted model, not a curated record. Lineage: Eukaryota; Metazoa; Arthropoda; Malacostraca; Decapoda; Cambaridae.
GUUUACUUUUGAGGUAAACAAACAGAUGGGCGGCCGCCAUUUGCGAGUCCACGAAGACUUCCUCCCUCGAUAUCUUUGCCGAGAGAAUCAACUUUACUACCUCCUGUAACAAAUUAUCACCCUCAUUUACGUAGCUAUGAAUGGCUCGAUAAAGUGGUCUGUCGAGUCUACCCGGGAGUUCAUUCAGCUUAGAUAUAAGCUUCGGCAUCAUUUCAAUGGACGCAAACAUCAAUGUGAGAAGGCAUAUAGUCGGAUUGUCGACGAGCUUGGACUGACGAGUGUUAUAACGCCUACACAGGCUAGGAAAAAAUGGUCCAAUCUUAUGCAAAAAUAUAUGGACAUUAAAAGUGGCUGUUCAACAGCAAAUGUGGACUGGCCAUACUUUCAAAUACUUGACCAAAUAGUUCCUCUCAUACGAAAAGAGAAGAUUGAAAAAGUACAAAUAUCAAGUCUAGACGAACAAGACCUCGAUGCACCUCAAGAAAGUCUUCCCAGUCCUCUAACAAGCACUAUUGUUCCUGAACAAGAUCCUCUGUCAGUGGCCUCCAAUCCUUUAUCAGUGGCGUCUGUUAAUGCGGUCAUGGUGUCCGCCCAGUCAUCCACAUCGGUAGAUGGCAAAUGCAAAACUGAGGCUGUUGAUGGUGAGCCACCUCGCAAGAGGGGAAGAGGUCGUCGUACAGCUCAGCGUGCAAGAGACAGGUGGUGGGGUGCGGUAGAAGAUGUGGAUAUUGGUUCAGAUUCAACAGGGUUAACCAUACGAGAUCAAGGAACUCACCAGAGCUCAUCCAAAUCCUCCACAGCUGAUAAGCUAGAUCCUUCUCAAAUGGAAAUCCAAACUUUUCACAUGCUAGAGUCUUGUUCUUCAGCACUAACAGAAAUCCGUGAGAUACUUAGAUUAAAUACUGAACGACAGGAAACGUUAAUACAGAGCCUUCAGCAGACAGUGGUGAGCCAAGGCAACACUGUGAAGGAGCUGCUCUCUACCAUGACUACUCAGAACGCAACUCUGAUUGCUCUCAUGACGCAGUUCACCACUAGAAAUUCUCGGUCAACUUUAGGAAUGACAACAAAUGGUGAUUUUGACGAUGCAAAACACACAAGAGAUCAGAGGACUCACAACCACCAAGAACAUCUCCUGACCUCUCAGCAAAACUUAAUCAAUGCGUUAUCUCGGGAGACUCAAGAUUGUGAAAAUUCACUUGUGGAAACAUCAGAAUUAGCAGAUGACAUGACCGGGUUAUAGGUAGGCUAUGGUAAAAAAAAAUACCAUAAAUAAAAAAAUAACACCAGAUAUUGAAUUUUUGUGUAAUAUCAUAAGUACGAUUUUAUACAGUCACAAUUUUGCAUGUUGUCUUUCCUCAAAUGUUGUAGUAAUGGAUCAUCUUUUUAAACUCGGUAGUCCAAGAUUCAAUGUCAAAUCAGUUAAAGGAGAAUUCUAAAUAGUGAUUUUGUUGUAAAUACAGCAUUUGCCUUUUUUUUUUCUUAAUAAUAAUGCUUACAGAUUUGUGAAUUGAGCAUGACAAGCUAUAAGAAUACUUUGGAGAAGUUUUGAGCAACCCUUAAGCUGCACAGGAUACUUACAAGAGCAAUAUAAUUAGUUAUCUUGAGAUGAUUUCGGGGCUUUAGCGUCCCCGCGGCCCAGUCCUCGACCAGGCCUCCACCCCCAGGAAGCAGCCUGUGACAGCUGACUAUCACCCAGGUACCUAUUUUACUGCUAGGUAACAGGGGCAUAGGGUGGAAGAAACUCUACCCAUUGUUUCUCACCGGCGCCUGGGAUCGAACCCAGGACCACAGGAUCACAAGUCCAGCGUGCUGUCCGCUCGGCCGACCGGCUCCCGGUCUGCCCUGCCCGGUCUGCCCUGCCCGGUCUGCCCUGUCAGCAUAUUGUCCUGUUUAGAUAAUAUUUAUGGUAACAAUUUGGACCAUCUUACAUAUAUUGAUGUAAUGGACAGUUACAAAGCAGAAUUUGGACAAACUGGAAAAGGUUUUGUAGUAAUUUUUAAGAUGGUAUACCAUUAACUCACAAAGAUACAAGCAGAAGAAGAAUGAAUGUUUGGCUGAAAAAGCAGGUAAACAAAGGGAAUAUCAUUUUAGAUCAAGAGAGCAGUAACUCUACCAGCAAAAGCAGUAGAGUUAGGUUACCAGCAAAAGCAGUAGAGUUAGGUUACCAGCAAAAGCAGUAGAGUUAGGUUACCAGCAAAAGCAGUAGAGUUAGGUUAC